This is a messenger RNA of Dendrobium catenatum, 1683 nucleotides long. RefSeq names its product probable tRNA N6-adenosine threonylcarbamoyltransferase, mitochondrial. NCBI's taxonomy places the organism in Eukaryota, Viridiplantae, Streptophyta, Magnoliopsida, Asparagales, Orchidaceae. Gene Ontology annotation, cellular component: mitochondrion. Gene Ontology annotation, biological process: tRNA threonylcarbamoyladenosine modification. The record is from RefSeq and is a predicted model, not a curated record. The transcript is spliced from 13 exons. The coding region runs from base 58 to 1476 and encodes 472 amino acids.
GCACCCACACGAAAGACAGAUAAAGCAUAUCAUCUCAUCUGCCCGCUGCAACUCUAUAUGGCCGCCUCUUUUCUUUCGUCACUUACCUUCCGCUUCGCCCUGCUCUCAAAUCUUUACUUCGUUAAAAGGCGAGGAGGCGCUUGCUGCAUAAACUAUAUUCGAUCUUGUCGGCCAUCCUUUAAAAUUCGCAACAUUUCCUUAUUUCCCCAAUCUAGACCUCAGCGGCUUUGUUUUUCUUCAUCUGCCAUUGCACAAGCGGGUUCCAGCCGCUCCCUGGAUCGAGAGGAAUUGGUUGUUCUUGGCAUUGAGACGAGCUGCGAUGAUACAGCGGCAGCCGUUGUUAGGGGCAAUGGGGAAAUACUCGGUCAGAUUGUAUCUUCCCAAGCAGAUCUUCUUUCCCGUUAUGGAGGUGUCGCUCCCAAAAUGGCAGAAGAAGCACACUCACUUGUUAUUGACCAGGUUGUUCAGCAGGCCCUAGAUGCUUCAAACUUGACAGGAGAAGAUCUCUCUGCUGUAGCUGUUACUAUUGGGCCAGGUCUAAGUCUUUGUUUGCGUGUUGGUGUUACUAAGGCUCGGAGAGUUGCUGGAAGGUUUAAUUUACCUAUCAUUGGUGUUCAUCACAUGGAAGCUCAUGCUCUUGUUGCUAGGUUGGUUGAUAGCGACCUGCAAUUUCCAUUCUUAGCCCUCCUUAUUUCUGGAGGACACAAUCUCCUCAUCCUGGCACGUGACGUUGGUCAUUAUGUUCAACUUGGGACAACAAUAGAUGAUGCUAUUGGCGAGGCAUAUGAUAAAACAGCAAGAUGGCUUGGCCUAAAUAUAAGUAAAGGUGGUGGGCCGGCACUUGAAGAACUUGCACGUGAAGGUGAUUCAGAUUCUGUGAAAUUUAAAAUUCCAAUGAGGCAAUAUAAGGAUUGCAAUUUUUCAUAUGCUGGCCUUAAAACUCAGGUCAGAUUGGCUAUUGAAUCUAGAAGUGCAUGCGUGGACAACAAUCCAAUUUCUUCUGCUAGUUUUCAAGACAGGAAAUCAAGAGCCGAUAUUGCGGCAUCUUUUCAGCGCGUUGCUGUGUUACAUCUUGAGGAGAAGUGUGAACGAGCAAUUCAAUGGGCAAAAGAGAUGGAACCUUCUAUUAAUUGCUUGGUAGUUUCAGGAGGUGUUGCAUCAAAUCAAUAUAUUAGAUCUCGUCUAAGUUAUGUUGUGGAGAGGAAUCGUAUCCGCCUUGUUUGUCCACCUCCAAAACUUUGCACUGACAAUGGCGUAAUGGUUGCUUGGACUGGAAUCGAGCACUUCCUUCUAGGGAGAUUUGACCAGCCACCACCUGCGAGGGAGCCAGAAGAUUAUGUGUAUGAUAUUCGGCCAAGAUGGCCAUUGGGUGAAGAAUAUUUGCACGGUAAAAGUGAAGCCCGUUCUUUGAAAAGAGCCCGCAUGCAUCCAUCACUCACAUCUAUCUUCAAAAGCUCUGCCCAGCAAAAUAAUUAGCUGAUUCCAUACUUAGCAGAAUUAGUAAAGGUCAUUUAUUACUGUCUGGCUUUCAUCUAAGGUGUGCCUUGCUAGCCACUUGAUUAUAAAGCAUGGUGACCUAUUGCACGUCUAAAUAGAAUUUAAUGCAUUUCAUAUUAUUGCAUGCUAUGUCACACAUUAAGGAACCAUCUACAUUUUUCAAUCUAUUCACUCCAUGUUAUUACA